ACCGCGACACUGUCUAUUACGAAAUGUAAAUUGGAAUGCGCUAGUCUUGAAUUAUCGGGAAAAUAUGGUUACACAGAGACUGCAUUUAAAGAAUCUUAUUCAUGUGAAGAUAAUAAAUUAUCAUGUUAUUGAAAUGUUAUCCCUUAAUUGCAGUUUUACAGCUUGUUUGGAUUUACAAUCUGGAUUGCAUAACGAUAGGAUUAAUAACUAAAGGGACAGAAGGUGUUCACGCCGAGAACGACAUAUCUUACUUCGGAAUAAACAUAUCUCUUCUUAUUUACAAAACUGACACCUUAGAAAUCUAUGAUGUUUUGAGAGCAGUACGAACGCUUGAUCAUGACAAUGGCACUGACGUCAUUAUUCUGUUCGAUUAUGACGUAUCAUUACUUCGUGCACCUGACGUUUUGAGGACAAAAAACAAACAACUAAUCAUAUGGGGAGCACGGAAACUUGACAGUAUUCAAACAAAUACUUCCAAGAAAAGUAAAAUUUAUAUAGACCCUGAAAAUAUAUGUGGAACUGAAAAUAUACCCGCUCUCAAUCAUGAAGACCAUCAUUGCAAUAAGGACCUAAUGACGCCACGAGAACAAAGGGACGAAAUGCUGCUAUCAAUUCUAGGUCCACAAACAAUGACCAUUUUAGUAAAACGUUUGCAGUGGAAUAAAGUAUUCAUUUUGUACGAGAAGGCAACGGAAAUGGAAACGUCAGAUCUUGUCGGAUUGUUAUCCAAAGAGAAAAUUCUUCUGUCUUUAUUUGAAGUGAACCAUGAAACAUCCGUGCAUGAUCUAUUGUUUAGAAUUUACCAAACAAAGGAACACCACAACGAUGAAAUCAAGGUUGUAGUAGUCUGUCGACUGUCAUGCGCUCGUAACAUAUUAAAACAGGUAUCAAAUCAAUAUACUUGA
This is a messenger RNA of Ruditapes philippinarum (Manila clam), 905 nucleotides long. RefSeq lists its product as uncharacterized. Lineage: Eukaryota; Metazoa; Mollusca; Bivalvia; Venerida; Veneridae. The record is from RefSeq and is a predicted model, not a curated record. The coding region runs from base 123 to 905 and encodes 260 amino acids. The transcript has 6 exons.